Molecule: messenger RNA, 2379 nt
Organism: Nylanderia fulva
Lineage: Eukaryota; Metazoa; Arthropoda; Insecta; Hymenoptera; Formicidae
Product: protein-associating with the carboxyl-terminal domain of ezrin
Source: RefSeq, a predicted model, not a curated record
CUCGACAAUAAUUGGUCGAUUCGCGCCCGGUCUAACCCAACUCAGGUGACAAUCUUGAAGUGUAAACGUCAAACGUCUGCAUUAUCGAGAUCUGUCAGCAGCUGUCGGUGGAGAUUUCGUUGCUGUCGGCAGCUUGAAAUAGACAAUUUUUCUAUAUAUGGACAAGAAAAUCAAAUGGGAUUCACACCUUCCAAUUUUGCAUUCUUCAUAUUCCUGAAGAAUCCUUUCCUGUAUUUAACGUAAUCGCCAUUGGAGCAACGUUUAUAUGUCAAACGACUAAUGGGGAACGAAAAAAGUGCUUUACGCGGGCUCGAAAUCGAAGAUAAAGCUGUGGAAGUUACGGAUUACUGGAUGCAUUAUGACGCGAGUAUACACGACGCGAAUUUACAAAAACUUUCAAUCUUCAUCAGCGAACCAUCCUUGCAUUUUACAGCGACGUUUGGAAGACCGUCACCUUUAGAGCGAGCAGCUAAGAAUUUUAUGUUACACCGACAUCCUUGCAUUUUGAAAUAUAUCUCCUCGUGGAGCAAAGGCAGCAAGUUUUUUGCCACGGAAGAAGCCAGGCCAUUGAUUCAAGUUAUUGAGAAACAGAAUAUAUUACAGAUAUGCAUCGGUUUGCACAGUAUCCUGCGAGCUUUGAUAUUUCUGCACGAGACUGCAUUGGCAUCACAUAACAAUAUAUGCAGUAGCUCUAUUUACGUUACUGCGGAAGGAUAUUGGAAAUUGGGCGGACUGGAGUAUCUAUGUAAAUUGUCGGAUGCGACGCCAAUGUAUUACCAAAGGAUAAAAAGUUACAGAUAUGAAAAAGCGAUAUCGCCGAACGAAGACAUAGCUGAUUUAAUUAAAACCGCUAAUCUAACUUCAAUUGAUUCAUAUGCAUUUGGAGUAUUGGCGGAAGAUAUUUUGAAAAACUUACAGGAUACAGAUGCAGCACUAAAUUUAUCGGAAUUUAGAGAGUUUUGUAAAAAGAAUCUGCAGAAUCUAGAUGCAUGUUUGAGAAGUAGAUUAUUGAAUGUAUUGCAACAUUCGUUUUUCACUCACGAGUUUAUAAGGAUUCAUGCAUUUCUAGAAGAAUUACCACUAAAAACUGAUAUUGAAAGGGAAGAAUUUUUCACGAAGUUGAGACAGCAGCUGCAGAUGUAUCCUGAGGCUGUUGUCGCUGAACAAUUAGGCAGAGUACUUCUUUCCAGAAUUGUUUUAUUGGAUAGCACUGCCCAAGUAAAACUUUUACCUUUUAUUUUUAAACCUAAAGAUGAGAAAAACGAUUUGGGGACUAGUCUAUUUACAGUUUCUACCUUUAAGAGUAUUUUAGUACCGAGACUUUUGCAAAUGUUUUGCAUUCGAGAUGUUUCUAUCCGUCUGUUACUGCUAUCCCAUUUCAAUUCAUUUGUACACGUAUUCGAAACAGAUGAAUUGAAGAGCCACAUUCUUCCCGAAUUACUCGUCGGCAUAAAAGAUACCAACGACGAUCUCGUGUGUGCUACAUUACGAGCACUAGCUGACGUAGUUCCGAUCCUGGGUGCAGCAACGGUUAUCGGUGGAAACCGGGGGAAACUGUUUACAGACGGUCGGCCGAAUAAGAUAAUGACGCAGAAUAAGAACGUCGAUAUUAGAAAAGGUUUAACGUUCGCACAGGAAAUACCUGUCUUCGUCAAUAUAGACGAGAACAAUGUGCAUUUAUCGGAAAGACCAUCACCGGACGGUGGCGAGGACAAGAGGGAAAAGGAAUUUACGUUCGUCGAGGAGGAGAGCACCUGGUCGGAUUGGGAAACGCAGGAGACGGCUAUUGGAAAUAGCCACUGCGAUAUAGCGGAAACUCCUUCGAGCACCGUCGUGCAGACGGAAUUGCAAAACGAUAUUCGCGAUGCGGAGUCAUCGCCGCCUUUGUCGGAAUCGUCGUCAAGUGCUAUGAGAACCAAGUAUACAAAGAAACUAGUACUUUCCGACAUUACAGAGCUCGAUAUAAAGAAUUCGAAGGUAAUCAAAUCUCCAAAGGAAGAAUUUGAUUUCUUUACAGAUAUGGAACCUGUGAUACAGAAGACGCAGGUUUUACAUAUUCCUGAAGUGCAAUCACCGAAAAGUAUGUUUGAUGUAAAAACAUUGAAUGCUACCUUGGAAGAGCAUGAGGCUAACGGUUGGGGAGAAGAUUUAAGUGAUUUGAGCAUAGAUGAGACACAUGAAUUAACGGAACAAUAAGCUGCCUCUCUGUAAAAAGACAAUUAUUUGCACAAAUAAUACAUAUAGUGAAUUUACAAUAAUAUUCUCAUUUAGUUGAAUCAAUUUUUAUCAACUUCCAAGCAUAUAUAUGUGAUUGCUAAUACAUCAUGUAUACCAUUAAAACAAGUAUUUUUAAUAAAUGUAAAAUAUAUAUUGCAUUAA